Dermacentor albipictus is the source of this 2521-nucleotide messenger RNA. RefSeq lists its product as uncharacterized. Lineage: Eukaryota; Metazoa; Arthropoda; Arachnida; Ixodida; Ixodidae. Gene Ontology annotation, biological process: proteolysis. Gene Ontology annotation, molecular function: metalloendopeptidase activity. The record is from RefSeq and is a predicted model, not a curated record.
GAUGAAAGAAGAAGAAAUCUUGGCUAGCGCAAAGCGUUGGAUAUGCUCUACAUUUUUAUCUGCGUUGGAUAACUCGAGUAUUCGCAAACAACAAUGGCCGUGGAGGAAAUGCCGACCGCAUGGAGCUCAACAGCUACUGAAGAGUCCUAUGUGAUCGAGGAGCCUGGCUUCGACCAAAACGUGCCUGUACAAUUUUCGGAAAACAGAACCGAAGAGUGGAACGGCUCGAAUUAUCGACAAUGGAACGUACUGACGUGGAUCUGCGUGGACGGCGUGAUCGCGGUAAUAGCCACUACCAUGAUCAUGGCUAUGCUUCUCGCCUUCACUUGGAUACAAUGGGAGGUAGAAUCCACGAGCACGGAAAACCUGGACUCAGAAAACGCAGAGAACGCUCUCGUACCUCCGGAAGCACCCGUCCAAAUAACUUUCCCGCCGGUAGUCGCAACCAAACAGCAUCCUACAACGCCAUUAGUCCCAACCGAAGGGCCACCUACAACGCCAUUAGUCCCAACCGAAGGGCCACCUACAACGCCUGUAGUCACAACCAAAGAGCCAGUUACAACGCCAGUGAUCGUUGCCAAGCGGACUUUGCCUACAGUGGAAACUACACCUGCCGUGGCGGUAGUUGCACCGUCCAGCGCCAGCAAGAGUACCGACUGCGGCACAACCGACUGUCACUUCGUGGCACAGUGGCUGCGGACGAAACUGGAUUUCAACGAGGACCCAUGCAAAGACUUCAGCCGUUUUGUAUGCGGCACAUACAAGGGACCGGGGAGCAAUCCGUUCAAUCAGGUCAAGAUGACCAUGAAAAACAUGACAAUAUCAGCCGCCUACGCCACCAAAGUCCCCGCCAAAAAUCAGUCUUCAUGGCAGAAAGCAGCUGGCAUGUUCCAGGCCUGCCUUUCUUUGGGUCAGUCCAAUCGGUCUGAAACCCAGGACCUUGUUGCUUGGAUGGGGUCCUUGAACCUGGAUCUCAACGACUUGGCAAGGCUGGGGACUGUAGACCCAACUGAUAUGAUUGUACGUUGUGCUCUGGACUUCGGAGUGCAAGUAGUCUUUUCAAUCGAGAUCCACAGUAGCAUUUUCCCGAAUGCAAAACGAUUACUUCAGCUAGAUUACAGCAGGGAAGAGGCUCAAUGGCAGCAAAGUCGCCGGAGGAUUCCUGCUAAGGAUAAUUUGGCGGAUCAUGCUUACCUGCUCGGCUUUUAUGGUAUCGAAAUCUCUCGGGCGCUUUCGCUUGCUUCUGAAAUCAUCAAAUACGAGAAGCAACUUGUCGAUAUUGUCUUCAAGACAAUGACGCUAGCAGUUUCUAGCCCUGUUGUGUUGAUCAGUGACAUGGGUAAAAAGACAACACCCUAUGUCACCGGAGAAAAUGGGCUGCCAUCUUUUCCAAAUACACAAGAUCACCUAUAAGCCAUACGUACUCGACGUUCUCGUCAAGCUGUUCAAGUCUAUGGGCCAGCAAGGACUGCGCCAUUUGAUCGCAUGGAGCGUCUUCAGGCAGAUGGUGCACUACACAGAGCCGACGAUUCUGGUGCGGAACCAAACCGCCAGUGCCAUCUGCUACAAGCACGUCCAGCAGGUCAUGAACCUGGCACUCCUAAACCAGUACUUAAGCUCAGUGGUAAGCCAGAAGACGGUUGACAGGGCUGCGGCUGUGGUCGAAGACGUUCGCAAAGCCUUCCGGAAGGCCCUGGAAUCGUCGAGCUGGGUAAAAAGCCAAGUGCGAGAAGUCGCUAUCCGGAAGCUAAACAAUCUGAAGGCCCAUGUCGGAAGUCCGGCCGGCCGGUUGGAUACCACCCUCUUACAGACAUAUUAUGAGGGCGUUCCAGAUGUGUCCAAUGGCGCAUUCUUUACCGCAUGGAGGAAGGCACUGUCUGUUUCACGUCAUCACAUGUGGGCCGAUCAAAUGACCUGGUUCUAUGACGAGACUGACGUGACUGCGUAUUAUCUUUCAAGUAUAACAAGAUAGUCGUCACGACAGGUCUCCUUCACCCCCCUUUCUUUUUCACCGAAGGCCCGCCUGCGUUCAACUACGGUGCAUUUGCGACGAAAAGAAUUACUGCCCGACAAGCGACGGUGAACGACACUUUGGACUCGGAGAAUAUAUGCGACUUGGUCGGCACAAGGAUUGGGUACACAGCCUAAACUUCACUGCCGGGUCUCCAGCGCUACAUCACGCUCCCAGACCUCAACGUGACGGCCGAGCGCUUGUUCUUCAUAAGUAACUGCAUCAAGUGGUGUGAAUACAACCACCCCCCAUCUCUCCGUUAUGCUCCAGGACGCUCCCGCUGCAUAGUACCCUUGAUGAACAUGGUGGAGUUCUCGGACGCGUUCGCCUGCGGGCGUGGGACACCUAUGAACCCGCCCAACAAGUGCGACUUUUGGCAGUAGCCGCCUGACAAGUUGCCGUAUGGCUGUAUUUUGAUUGGAUUGUUCCACUUUACUACAUAUAGUUACAUUUAAAGUUAUUCGCAAUAAUAGUUGCUCAAGUAUUAUAAAGGCACAAUUUUCUUAUGAA